AAAACUUGGAUUUAUUUGAUUGAUUCCUUCAAUUCCUAGCAUUACAAGAGCUAUGAGUACUGCAAGGUUCAUCAAGUGUGUGACAGUUGGGGAUGGGGCCGUGGGAAAAACUUGCAUGCUCAUUUCCUACACCAGCAAUACUUUCCCGACGGAUUAUGUCCCGACGGUGUUUGAUAACUUUAGUGCUAAUGUGGUGGUGGAUGGGAGCACGGUCAACCUUGGCUUAUGGGAUACUGCUGGACAAGAAGAUUACAACAGGCUAAGGCCUCUGAGUUAUAGAGGAGCUGAUGUUUUUCUGCUUGCUUUUUCCCUCAUCAGCAAAGCUAGCUAUGAAAACAUCUACAAGAAGUGGAUACCUGAAUUGAGACACUAUGCACCCAGUGUCCCAAUUGUAUUAGUUGGAACAAAACUAGAUUUGAGAGAUGACAAGCAGUAUUUAGUUGAUCAUCCUGGAGCAACUCCAAUCACAACCGUCCGAGGAGAGGAAUUGAAGAAAAUGAUUGGCGCGGUUGCCUACGUUGAGUGUAGUUCAAAGACGCAGCAGAAUGUGAAAGCUGUGUUUGAUACUGCAAUAAAGGUAGCCUUGAGACCACCGAAGACCAAGAAAAAGUUACAAAAACAUAGAAGGCCAUGCACCAUAUUUUGAACUACUUCAACUUUCUAUACCGAGCAAGAUCAACUGAUACCAAUAAUAUCGAGUACAACUAAAUACGUCCUAAAUGAUUGUAUUUGAUAUUAUCGAUACCGGUACCGAUCAAUUUUAUAGACAAAUUAUAUAUUUUUCAGGCGGCAUUACUAUUUCAUAACAAUAAUUCUCAUACUUUUGUAUUAUUUUUCUUAUGGUUAAAUGUAUUUUAAUUUCUUAAUUUUUGCUUAA
Ipomoea triloba (trilobed morning glory) is the source of this 877-nucleotide messenger RNA. RefSeq names its product rac-like GTP-binding protein RAC13. The transcript has 7 exons. The record is from RefSeq and is a predicted model, not a curated record. The coding region runs from base 53 to 646 and encodes 197 amino acids. Gene Ontology annotation, biological process: small GTPase-mediated signal transduction; actin filament organization; regulation of cell shape. Gene Ontology annotation, molecular function: GTPase activity; GTP binding; protein kinase binding. Gene Ontology annotation, cellular component: cytoplasmic vesicle; cytoskeleton; nucleus. Lineage: Eukaryota; Viridiplantae; Streptophyta; Magnoliopsida; Solanales; Convolvulaceae.